Messenger RNA from Aspergillus ruber CBS 135680, 1382 nucleotides. Its product is annotated as RNA methyltransferase. The transcript has 3 exons. NCBI's taxonomy places the organism in Eukaryota, Fungi, Ascomycota, Eurotiomycetes, Eurotiales, Aspergillaceae. The coding region runs from base 56 to 1189 and encodes 377 amino acids. The record is from RefSeq and is a predicted model, not a curated record.
UCACAACCAGCAUAUCCUAGUUUAGCUCUCCUUUCAGCUAACCUGCCUCUCCAAGAUGAAAGGGCCCAAUGCCAAGAAGCGCAAGACGUCCCAAGACCAGAACAAUGGCCGAAAUGACAACCAAGACGACAUCUUCACCUCGAAGCCCACGGCCGUUUUCACUCCAAAGGGAGGCCGGUCGCAUACCCUGAGCAUUGCGAUUCCGGGGAGUAUUGUGGCCAACUGCCAUUCCGUCGAACAGAAAUCAUUCCUUGCCGGAAGUAUCGCACGAGCCCUCGCCGUUUUCUGUGUCGAUGAAGUGAUCAUCUUCGAUGACGAUGAGAAAAGCAUUAACACCAAGAAGAACGAUAACGACUCGAACGACGCCAACGAAUCCCCUAUAACCAAACAGAAGCAUCAAAUCAGCAGGGACGACUUCCAACCGGGAGGAUUUACCGCCUAUUCCGAUCCCUCGCAUUAUCUCGCCCAUCUACUCUCGUACCUCGAAACCCCGCCGUACCUGCGGAAACAUCUCUUCCCCAUGCACCCCAACCUGCGAACCGCUGGUUUACUACCUAGUCUGGAUAUGCCACAUCAUCUGCGCGCGAACGAAUGGUGUGAUUACCGGGAUGGGAUCGCUGUCUCUGAAACAGUCGUGGACACCGGGUUACCGCAGAAAGUGAACAUUACGAACGAGCAGUUUUCCGACCAAUCGCGCGUCACUGUGCGGUUUUCGUCCCAAGAUGAUCCGGAGAACGCAGAAGCCGUUGAAUUCACCGCACCUCGUACGGAGGCUGGUUAUUACUGGGGUUACUCCGUGCGCCGCUGUGGUCCUCUCUCGUCUGUCUUUACGGAGUGUCCGUUUGACGGCGGAUACGAUCUCUCCUUUGGUACAUCAGAGCGCGGAUCACCUCUCACCGAGAUCCUGAAGCAAGAUGAAGGCGAUGGUGGUGGAGGCGAUUUAGGAUAUAAGCAUCUCCUCAUAAUAUUCGGCGGUGUCGCAGGUCUCGAGACCGCAGUUCGGAACGACCACCAACUGCGCGAUAUGGGUAUUCGUCCGACGGAGGCGGAGAAAUUGUUUGACCAUUGGGUGAAUAUCCUCCCCGGACAGGGGAGCAGGACUAUUCGUACGGAGGAAGCUGUCUGGCUGGGCCUGACGGGUUUACGGGGGUUGGUUGAGGGGACGCAUCGGCUGAGAGGGUCGUCGUAGAAAGGAAAAGUUCAUACCCGUGUAUCGUCAAGUGUUUGAUUGCAUGCUAGAUCUAUAUACAUGUUGAUUUUAUAGGUGUUUCCAGGCGCAUGGCAUUUCGCCUUAUGGGGAAGACAAAAGAGUCAAUAUAUUCACAAGUCGAGUUCCGAGCACACAGGAGCCAUUGUAUCAAAUCUUUCUAUAUCUGAACAGC